Messenger RNA from Fusarium redolens, 1110 nucleotides. RefSeq names its product S-adenosyl-L-methionine-dependent methyltransferase. Gene Ontology annotation, molecular function: O-methyltransferase activity. The transcript has 6 exons. The coding region runs from base 1 to 1110 and encodes 369 amino acids. The record is from RefSeq and is a predicted model, not a curated record. Lineage: Eukaryota; Fungi; Ascomycota; Sordariomycetes; Hypocreales; Nectriaceae.
AUGGCCCAGCAAGCUCCCACUGUACAGAUCGAGAACCUGCUUGCGCAGGUCAAGCCGCUUAGCAGUUCUCUCAAUGCCCGAGACCGUGCGAAAGUCCAAAAGUCUCUCCUCGAUGCUCUGUCUCAUGUGGAAACUCCAUAUGAGCAUAUGCUCAGGCUAUCUGGAUCUCUCGCUUGUAUCCGUGUCGGUGCGGAUAUAGGCCUGUUCAAGGUCUUGGUGGAGAGCCAGGAACCAUUAACAUGCAGCCAUCUCAGUGAAAAGCUUGGUGCUGGCCCUGAACUUCUCGGCCGCAUUUUGCGACUCCUCGCCUCGGCUGGGUUGGUGAAGCAGACUGGGUUGGACACAUUCAUUGGAGAAAAGAUAACCCAAGAGUUGGCAGGCCAGGCCCUGGAGUCUGGCGCGCAUCUUUUGUUUGACAUCCACAAUCGAACGUAUCAGGCUUUACCGGAUUGCCUCUCCGAACAUAAAUACAACGAGGUCGAUAAUAUGCACGACGGUAUUUUUCAGAAGGCGUUUGGAACAGAUCUCUCGAUCUAUGAGUAUCUCGCCCACAACCCAAAAUUGCAGGGCUAUAUGCAGGACGCCAUGAAGCUUAACCAGCCAGAGGGUGACUGGCUGUCGGUCUUGCCACUAGACGACGAGAUCAAGCGGUGGAAUGUCUCUGAUCCUGAUCGUGUCUUGUUUGUCGAUAUUGGUGGAGGCAUGGGCCACCAAUGCAUCCGGCUGCGGGAUAAAUACCCGGAUAUUCCUGGGCGUGUGAUCUUGCAAGACAUGCCAAUCACGGUCGGGCGAAUUCCGAAGCCGAUGCCUCAUGGUAUCGAGGCUAUGCCAUACAACUUUGAAGAGCCGCAGCCGAUCAAGAAUGCCAAGUUCUACUACACACGCAAUGUCUUCCAUGGACUACCUGACAGCGCUUGCAUUGCAGCCCUCAACAAUAUAGCUGCUGCGAUGAAUACGGAGUCUCGCCUCGUCAUCGACGACCUCGUCGUUCCUGACGAGGGCGCGUGCACGCAAGCCUGCCAGUUGGACUUCAUUAUGAUGGCAUCUAUCGCAGGAAAGAAGAGAACAAGAGACCAGUGGGAGGACAAGGGCGUGGUGUGUGAUGUAUAG